UCAGGUUUGCAGGGAAGAAGAGCUAUAGUCGUUGCCUGUGGUACAAAUUUCGCUUUUGUCAAGACAGAGUUCGAAUCGCAGUUGAAUCAAGUUGCAAUGACAGAGCUCUCGGAGCAUCUGCCCUUGGACAGUAUAGACGCAAAUAGAGAAGUGAUCUUGACCACGUUCAACUGCAGUAUCUUCGCGCUGCUAGGCCCAGUGCAAGGUGGCCAACCUGAUUGGUUCGACGGCCUCGAGCUGAACGCCGUCGCGGCCAUCCUCGGGUGGCGCGGCCUCCGCUGGAGGGUGCUCCUACCUUGGAGGGGUUACGGCGAGGUCUACACCAACGGCACCAUCGAAGGAGGGGGCAUCAAGUCCUUCCUUGCAGAGGCUAUGGCGGACAUUGCUCUCUGCAGUAUAUGGAUCACUCCUAACCUGUUCAGCACGAUGCGACCAACGCCUAGUGACAGGUUCCGCCUUUGCUCGAGGAUUUUGGUGCCACAGCCUCAGGCAUCGGUCACAUACUGGCACUCCUUCUUCAUGACGCUGCCCCUUACCUUCUGGUGUAUACACAUCGUCUCGGCAGUAGCCAGUGCUGUCAUCAUUCAUCUUUGCGAAAUCAAUUUAAAUGACGCAGGCAUAUGGAACAUUAAAGUUGGAUCAUGUUUCUACAAAGCGUUCACUAUUUGCUUCCAAGGGCAGUACAACGGCAUCUUUACAAGAUUCGGUUCUAGAGUUCUGCAGCUUAGUUGGGGGCUGUUGGUGGUGAUCGCUUCUAGCAUUUUUUCUUCCUUCCUCGUGGCACGGCUAACGACUCCUUUACUGCCGAAUCCUGUCGAUUCCUUGGAAGAGAUGGUGCGCCAUGGCUACAAGUGGACAUCUGGCUUCGGGUACGUGCCAGCGGACAAUGCCGAGGCUUACUUUGACCUAAGGGGUGAUACCGAAUGGGAGUGGUUCAAGACACAGGUAACUAGAGAGGAGGUAGUCGUGGGGAAGACGUGCGUGUAUGCCUUCGAUUUCGAGAAGAUAUACUUCAUUGACGACCCUGAACUUUACGAACCGGAGUUCAUAUCCAACCUGGUUCCAUCUAGCAGGUGCUUGGCUCAAAACCUAAUCAGUAUUCUGACCAGACGACUGUCUUCUUAUUCAAAUCUGCUAACAUCUGGGCUAACUUACUUACACGAAUCUGGUAUCUUCUCAAAAAUAAACAAUGAUAUUCUUCGGUCGUCAAGAAUGAGAAGGUUCAUGAUCCUGGAAUCAGAGGCGAAACAGCCGGUCGGGGGUACGCCACUGUCAUUGGUCCAACUACGAGGGUCCUUUUACCUUCUGUUCGCUGGACUACUUCUUGCCAUAGCGGUCUUUCUUCUAGAGCUUCUUACCCGAAAGGAUAUCUUCAACAUAACAACAUAG
Nezara viridula (southern green stink bug) is the source of this 1389-nucleotide messenger RNA. NCBI's taxonomy places the organism in Eukaryota, Metazoa, Arthropoda, Insecta, Hemiptera, Pentatomidae. The record is from the annotation of a GenBank genome assembly.